AUUUUGUUUGUAAUUUCAAUAUCCGACUGUUCCCGCCCGUUUCCAGCCACUUCUCUCAUCGCUAUGGACUAACUUUUCUUCCAACGGCAGAAGCAGAUUCCAUUUCUCUGUUUCGUCUCUGCCAUUGAUCGUAGAUCGUCAAGAAAUCAAGCUCGAUUCUUUCUCCUCCGUUGCUAAUCACUCUCACUCUCUAUCCUGUUGUUGGCUGAGGAGUAUUUGUGGUCACUCGAUUUCGCAAUCCGAAACCCUAGCAACACCAGUAGAGCUGAUAAUGAAUCAGUACCACAUCUAUGAAGCCAUUGGCCGUGGAAAGUAUUCGACCGUGUAUAAAGGGAGGAAGAAGAAGACGAUCGAGUACUCCGCAAUUAAAAGCGUGGAUAAAUCGCAGAAGAACAAGAUUCUCCAAGAAGUCAGAAUACUUCACUCCCUUGAUCAUCCAAACGUGCUCAAGUUUUACUCAUGGUAUGAAACUUCUGCUCACUUAUGGCUGGUGUUAGAGUACUGUGUUGGAGGAGAUCUCAUGAGCAUCCUGCGCCAGGAUGGCAAAUUACCCGAAGAUUCAAUUCAUGAUAUUGCUAGUGAUCUUGUCAGAGCAUUGCAGUACUUACACUCGAAAGGAAUCAUAUACUGUGAUUUGAAGCCAUCAAAUAUCCUACUGGACGAAAAUGGUCAUAUAAAGUUAUGUGAUUUCGAACUAGCUAGAAAGUUGAGUGAGAUAUCAAAAACAAAUUCAACGGCGCCACAAACGAAACGAGGCACACCCUGUUAUAUGGCUCCUGAAUUGUUCAAGGACGAUGGAGUCCACUCCUACGCGUCUGAUAUGUGGGCUCUUGGUUGUGUCCUAUAUGAAUGCUUUGUGGGGAGGCCUCCUUUUAUGGGAAGAGAGUUCACUCAACUAGUUAAAUCUAUCCUCUCAGAUCCUACCCCUAUCCUUCCCGGUAGCCCUAGUCGUCCUCUUGUUAACUUGAUUAAUUCAUUGCUAGUAAAAGAUCCAGCUGAAAGAAUACAAUGGCCUGAGCUUUGCGGUCAUGCUUUCUGGCGUACUAAAAUCACUCCAGUAUCUUUACCUUCACAACCAGCUUUUGCAAAUAUGAUAAAUCAACAUUCUAAACCUUGUUUGUCGGAAAGAAAUGGUGAAAAACUUGCUCAGAACAGGACUCCUCCUAAAUAUAGAGAGAAAGAUGCAAAGGGCACUUUAAGACAAAAUGAAAAUUCUGCUUUUGGCUCAAGUAAAAAUGAAACACUUGUUAAAGGUACUCCAGGCAGUCAAAAAACUCAAUCAAAGGUUUCUAGCAAAGUGGUCGAGGAGAAGAAGUUGAAAGAAACUCCAUCUGCUUCCAAGGGAGUAAAUCUUUUAAGACUUUCAAGAAUAGCAAAAUCAAACUUGCAAAGAGAGAAUGAUAAAGAAAAUUACAGGAGACCCGUUUCUGGCAACUCUGAAAAUGAUUCCGAGGUUGAACUUAAGAAUACUGAUAUGGAGCUUGAUUUUAAUGAGAAUGUUGAAGAUGAGUCUCCUGAUGAACCUGAGGAGUCUGAUAAUUUAAAUUGCAAUCAGGAAGACAGGUCAUCGAAUGGGAAUUAUCAGGGGAAGAUGGAGGAGGCUCAAAAUAUAGGAGACCUUUCAGAUUAUUCACCUGCAGUUAAUAUCAAUGCCUCAGAUCUACCAAAUAAACAUGAUCAGGAAUCAUCCUUGGUGCGUACAGAAGUGGUUGCUACUUCACCUAGUGCUAGCCCUCAACUUAAGAACCAAAGAACGAAAGAAGGUUCAGCAUAUGCUCUUGAUACCGAUUCUUUGAAGUCAUCCAAUAACCUUUCGGAGUUUUUUUGGCAUCAGUCUGAUCUUUCGGUUAAACCAGUAAUGCCCAGCAAAAAAUCUGAUAAAAUGUCAGAUGUCAAUACUACCACCCUUCCUUUUGAGGGAUUGCAAGCACCUGAUUUUGUGAAGAUGCCAAAGGAGCGGCAGGAUGCCAUGAGCAGUAGGAUUAUUGCUACUCUCGGUGGAAAUUCUAGUAUUGGUGAGAAGCAAAACAUGAUUAGAUAUCUUGAGAUGCUUAGUAAUAACGCUGAGGCAGCUAAUAUUUUGACCAAUGGGCCCGUAAUGCUCAUGCUUGUAAAAAUGCUCAAGCAGUCCAAGGUUUUGCAAUUGCGUGUUCAACUCACAUCACUGAUUGGCUUGCUGAUUCGCCACUCUACUUUUAUUGAGAAUGACUUGGCAAAUUCUGGUCUUUUAGUUUCACUAACUGAUGGCCUCAGAGACAAGCAAGAAAAAGUUAGGAGAUUUUCUAUGGCUGCUUUGGGCGAGUUGCUUUUUUAUAUCUCCACUCAGGAAGAGCAUAAUAGCAACGCCAAUCCUCCAGAGUCUCCUUUGAAGGAGACUAGAUCCCCCUCUGGAUGGCAGGUUCCAAAUUCAUUAAUUUCUCUAGUCUCAUCAAUUCUUCGAAAAGGAGAGGAUGAUAUAACUCAACUAUAUGCAUUGAGGACCAUCGAAAACAUUUGCAGUCAAGGAGCAAUAUGGGCAUCUCGCUUUACCAGCCAAGAUGUGAUCAGCAACCUAUGCUACAUAUAUAGAGCUUCUGGGAAAUCGGAGAAUAUAAGGCUCACUGCAGGAUCAUGUUUGGUUCGCCUAGUCCGUUUCAAUCCUUCUUGCAUUCAGUCAGUUACAGACAAAUUAUCUUCGAAGGACAUGGCGUGUGCCCUAGUUAAGGGCAAUCCACGUGAGCAGCAAAUCACCUUAAAUCUUCUAAACAUGAUCAUGUUUGGAGGCCAUAUCUUAACUAGCAUUGGAAGGUACCUUCUACCUUUAAUGGAGGAGAAGAAUCUUGUCUCCAGUCUCGUAUCCCUUAUUGAGCAGGCAAGUGAAGUUUUGAAAGGAAAGGCAAUUGUUUUCGUGGCUUUCCUCUGUAAGAGUGUAAGACGGUGGUUGCCUCACUUCUUUUGCAAUGCUAGGUUACUUUCUUCAGUGGACAGGCUCGCGAGGGAGAAGGACAACUAUGUCCAGCAGUGUUUGACUGGAUCUGUGCAUAUCGUGGCAUCUAUUGUGCCAAGUUUGUUGGAUAUGAUUAUAGGAGAUAUUCAACAAAUGAUGGGAGGACGACGUCAUGGGCAUAUUUCCUCCCCCCUUACCAGUCGUGCUGCUCCAAAGACCAAUAUUCACUUGUUUCCUGUUGUCCUUCAUCUUCUUGGAAGUUUAACCUUUAAGCGCAAGGUUGUUAGUCCUCAGGUGCUGCAGCAGUUGUCUGAUCUAAUCAGGCAUAUAGAGACACCAUUUCAGGGCAGGGAUGACUUCCAGAUAACAUUACUUCGGGUUAUUGAAUCUAUCACAGAGGAAUUCUCGGUCAUACUUGAAAAUCCAGAGAUUUUUGUCCAUAAAAUUCUCCCCAGUUUGGCUGUUCUUUACAAAGGUAACAAGGAUGGGGAUGCAAGAUUCUUAUGCCUAAAAAUUCUCUUUGAUGUGCUGGUCAUUUUCCUGAAUGAACCGUCCUUAGAUGGGCAAAGGUUGGAGGAUCUAAAGCAGAUAGCAAAUUUGCACUUCCUUCCUCUCUAUCCUGCCUUGAUAGAAGAUGAUGAUCCCAUACCCAUGUAUGCUCAGAAACUUCUCGUGAUGCUCAUUGAGUGUAAUUACAUCAAAAUUUCAGACAUUUUACAUCUAAAGACAAUCUCCCAAUGCUUUGAGUUUUUGCUUGGCGACCUUUCAAAUGCAAAUGUAAGUAGUGUAAAGCUAUGUUUAGCGCUGGCGUCUGCUCCAGAAAUGGAAUCAAGAAUACUUUCUCAACUCAAAGUCGUUAGAAGAAUAGGAAUUCUGCUAGAGUUUGUGUAUGCCAAGGAUAUGGAGGAUUUUCUCGAACCAACACUUGGUCUCUGUAGAGCUCUCCUUCUGCGUUCUGUUAGUUGUAGAAAGGGAUUCAUCCACUCAAAAGAACCGUUUCUUCUAGGUGACGGUACUCCCGAGCAAAAUGUUCUCGUUAAUCAGCAGGAAUGCAUUAGAGAUAUAUCCGACUUCGGUAACAAUUUUGGAGUUUUCUUGGAGUUGAGUCGGUCCUCAGAAGCAAACAUUGCCGAGAUAGCCUCUGAAUGUGUAGUGUUUUUGGUUAUGGCGGCUCCUAGGGAAGGCACCACUGGUCUUCUUACAAAUCUUCACAAAGUUAGUGUAAUCCUGGAGUCCUGGAGGAAAGGAGGCUGCCUCUUGCUUGUCCAGAGAAUGCUGCAUUCUCUCGGUUAUGCUUGUCGACAGUACUUGGCCCAUGCAAUGAUAUUAUCCCUUUCCACAUCUGAAAUUUCACGGAUUGAGGCAAUUAUAUCUGAUAUCAAGAGUUCAAGUACGCCACGUUUAGCUAAUGAUGCAAUGCUUGUAGCUAUGGAGUUGCAGCGGCUUCAUCGUUGUAUUUGAAACAAGCAAAGUUGUACUUUGUAAAAUUGCCCAGUUAGCUAGCUAGGACAGGAGUAAAAUCUUUUGUUCUAAUACUAUCAUCGUACAGAAGAGAAUGACCUACUGGAAAAUGAGUGGAAAAAGAGGAUUUGAACUCCCCAGGGCGGCUUUGAAGGAUACCCUUCCAGUAUCUAUAGUUCCGAACAUGGAACGUGGUUCUUGGUGAGUUCAAUUCUUUAUUUAUUUGCACAUUGUUAUUUACAUGUUGAAUUCUUAUUGUAUGUGUGUAUAUAUAUUUUUGUACCGUGACUUUCUUCCACUGGCAUCUCUAUACUUUUUGCUUUAUCAGUGCAAUUUUAUCAUGUUAACUGUUAGUGUAGUUCUCUUGCUAUAAAUUAUAAUGGGAGGACCGUACCUUUACCUUUCUA
Messenger RNA from Benincasa hispida (wax gourd), 4794 nucleotides. Its product is annotated as kinase family with ARM repeat domain-containing protein. NCBI's taxonomy places the organism in Eukaryota, Viridiplantae, Streptophyta, Magnoliopsida, Cucurbitales, Cucurbitaceae. The record is from RefSeq and is a predicted model, not a curated record. Gene Ontology annotation, molecular function: microtubule binding; ATP binding; protein kinase activity. Gene Ontology annotation, biological process: cytokinesis by cell plate formation; protein phosphorylation; phragmoplast assembly.